ACAGAAGCAGGUGUCUGAAUCCUGCAUCACCAUCCCAGGCAGGCUGAUGGUGAUGAUCUGUCAAAGCUUGUGGUCAAAGGUUCCUUCUGAGGUUUCAUUUCCCUUCUCGUGUUGCCUCAUCCUCAGUCUGGAGGAGCAUCAAGUUGGACCGGAGACAUACUACCAUGGCAACCGUGGGCCUUUCUCCACUGCGUCUCUUUUCCCAUUUUGACUCCAUUCCAGAGCUCAGAAAAUGAGAGCGUGAGACCCCUGUCCCCUUGUUGGGCGGGUCACUUCAUCCUGGGGAUCUGCAACAAAAUCAAGGCCUGUACAAGGCAUCAGUGUCUUUCAAUUCAGACUUUUUGUUUUGUGGCCCGCCACUGCUACCAUCUACAUUUUCCCCAGCUACAGCCUGGCUAAAAAACAUCUAUAUACUUGCCUACCAAAUGACACUGACAAAGUGACUAGUGGAGCAUUUAGCAGCUAAGGAACCAGAGAUUUCCCUCUGGAUAAAAUCAGAGCCAAGAGAAGAGAGAAUUCAUAUUUUGACAUACAGUAGCACAAAAUGACUUGAUUCGGAAAGCUAAUGAUGAACAUUUUAGGUUCAUAGAUAUCUGGUUUACCUUGGAACCGAAUUCUUAACAUAUUCUGCCACAUCAGCAUUUUGAGCUAUGUUACUAAAGAGGGCAGUACAAUCCAAAAGAGAAGAUGACAAAGCAGCCUUAUACUUAUUAUUCUCUACUCCUCUUUUCCGUUUCUGCUUUACCUGAUCUUGAAAAGAAAAUGCGACUUUGUUAUGUUUGCCAGUAAGCCUUUUUCACAGAGAUUUUGGAUUUGUCACAGAAAGGCCACUGCGUUUUUGAUUACAUUCAUGAAAAUCCCAGCGCCUAAUUUCAUUAUUCUGUGACAUGUCAUAAUGUCAUAAUGUCAAAAAGGCCAGUUGCAGUGUAACAAUGCACCAUUAUGAUACCAUUGCAAUUCCAUACUACAGUACAGAUACAGUGUAUUACUAUGAAUGUGUGUUAGUAAAACGUUAUUGUGUCCGGGUGAGGUCGGUGUUAUCAAACCAUGAAUGUUUGAAAAAAGAUGAAAUGGCAGUUUUUUUUCUUCCCUCUUCUCUUCAGCCGUACUUCCUCCCUCAUCUCAUACGUGACUGACAGUCACAUCUGCUGUGUGUUUGUAGCUGCAAAUAUAUAGGCAGCCAUUCUUCACGUCAACACACUCGCUGAUAACUGGAAUCAUAAACAGCAUUUUUGCAAGAUUGUGUAGGCCGCCAUAUUUUUCUUGAAAGCACCAUGUAGGUCAUAAGAUACCAGGGCGACAUCUUUCUGUGCCGCUACAGUCUCCUGACAUCAGAACAACGCCUCUGCCUUUAAGUGUGGCAGGUAGACAUUGUUUUUGUCCUUGCAUCUGAAUAGUUGUCAUUAAUAUGUUGGAUGUGACAAAUGAAGAAGUAGUGGAAUUAUGAUUUCCGCCUACUGUUUGCGGUAUUGGUUGCAGGAUUCAUCAAACUUGUCAGAGAUUGUGUUAUUUACUUAACAUUUUCGUUUUUCUUGUCCGUGAGUCUUCGAAAAAAGUCAGUAUAUUACACCCACUUCCCUGUGCCAUGAACAAUGAAACACAGAGCGAUCGCCUCCUAAAAAUGAAUCUUUACUAUGGUGACAUUCUUUUCAUAGCUCAAACUGUUCCCAUCAUGAUAUCGACCGGUGCUUGUAUAUUUUCUGAUGUCUUCAGUUUUUUCUCCCACAAGGUCUUUCUGAAACAAAAGACCAUGACUCCUUCACCAGGCAGGCAGCUUUAAAGCACACAGCUAGCCAGCCAGCCUCCUCUUCAAUGUGGAGUACAUCAUGUUCCUACACUUGAAAAGACUCUCUGUCUAAUGUGGUACAAUCAGCAAGGUCAGGCAUUCUACUGUGUACCAUGCAACUUUUUUUUUUUAAAUCAUGGAUUACAUGCAGCCACUGGAAAUAUGUGUCCUCUGCUAUCACUGCAUAGCCAAAAUAUUGUACAUGAGUUAAUGAUAAUCACCAUAUCUUGAUGACUGUAGUACAAAUGUGUUUUUGUGUUGCCCUACAUAUUUAAGAUACACAAAGAGACACUAAAUAUAUUACAAACACUCCUAAUGCUCUAAGUUUCACGUUAUUUGAUGACCCACUGCUCAUUUUCUCCAUGCUUAACUUCUCCAGUGAUUUCUCCUACCACUGCUACGCUGAUGACGUCCAGCUUUACUUCUCGGAUAAAUCCUCACCCCCCUUCAUGACUGUUUGACUUCAGUCAAAGGAAUUGACGCAGAUCACUACCUGCACAUGUUGACAGAUGUUGCAUUUUAAGCGCGGGCUGUUGCAGUAAGGCAGCAUCAUGGAGUCUGGAUGUGUGGUUGCCGCGGUGAUUGAAAAUGCUGCUUCAGGACCCCAGGGAGAACCAGGAAGUAGUGACGUCCUUGAGGGAGAUGUGCUACCGUCUACUGACGUAGACAAAGACGAUGCCUUACCUCAAGCCACCAACAAUAAUCCUCCAGAAAAGAAACAGCCACAGGAGACAUCCACUGCCAUGGUGAGGAGUGACGAUGUCCCAGAGCAUACAGCCGAGCCCCUCCUGCGCUCCUGCGUCAGCACGGCAAGCAUGAAGGUCAAGAACAUGAAAAAGCUAACGUUUCCCAGAGGUCACUUCCCCAGGUUGGAGGAGUGUGCCCAUUUCCACUAUGAGACUGUUGACUUUGGCAACGUUCAGUUGGCCUUUGCAGAGGGGCAGAGCGAAGGACCGAAGGCUGGUUCGGACUCCAAAGAGCUGGUCUUUCUAGUUCAGAUCACUUGUCAGGGUCGGAACUGGCUGGUGACGAGAUCCUAUGAAGAAUUCCGAGUGCUGGACAAGCACCUACAUUUGUGUAUCUAUGACCGCCGUUACUCCCACCUCGCCGAGCUGCCACGACACGACUCGUUUGGGGACACUGUGGAGUCAGUAACGAAGAUGUUGGCCACCUACCUGUCCCGCUUCACUGCCAUCGCUGACAACAAAAUCAACUGUGGUCCGGUGUUAACAUGGAUGGAGAUUGACAACAAGGGGAACCACCUGCUGGUGUCUGAAGAAGCCUCGAUCAAUGUCCCCGCUAUCGCUGCCGCACACGUCACCAAGCGCUACACAGCCCAGGCCACAGAUGAGUUGACCUUUGAGGUAGGGGACAUUGUGUCAGUGAUAGACAUGCCUCCUAAAGAGGACACGGGCUGGUGGAGAGGGAAACAUGGCUUUCAGGUCGGUUUCUUCCCCUGCGACUGUGUUGAGCUGAUAAAUGACAAGAUUCCCCCCAGUGUUCAAAGCUCGGUGCCGAAGCCAGUGUGUAAGAAGCAUGGUAAGCUGGUAACGUUCCUGAGGACUUUUAUGAAGUCUCGGCCGCCGCCCCAGAAGCUGCGGCAGCGUGGAAUCCUCAGGGAGCGCGUGUUUGGCUGUGACUUGGGGGAACAUCUCCACAACUCUGGACAUGACGUCCCGCAGGUUGUUAAGAGCUGUGCUGAAUUCAUAGAAAAGCAAGGAGUUGUGGAUGGAAUCUACAGAUUGUCUGGGAUUUCCUCCAACAUCCAGAAACUGAGGCACGAGUUUGACUCUGAGCAGAUCCCAGACCUGAGCAGAGACGUCUUCCGGCAGGACAUCCACUCAGUGGGCUCCCUCUGCAAGCUGUUCUUCAGAGAGUUGCCCAACCCUCUGCUGACCUACCAGCUCUAUGAAAGAUUCUCAGAGGCCGUGUCUGCAGCCACUGAUGAGGAGAGGCUGGUCAAAAUCCACAAUGUCAUCCAGCAGCUGCCUCCUCCACAUUACAGGACUCUGGAGUUCCUUAUGAGACAUCUUUCCCGCCUGGCCACCUUCAGCCCCAUCACUAGCAUGCACACUAAAAACCUGGCUAUAGUGUGGGCACCUAACCUCCUCAGGUCCAGACAGAUUGAGUCGGCCUGUUUUAGUGGCACCGCAGCUUUCAUGGAGGUGCGCAUCCAGUCGGUGGUGGUGGAGUUCAUCCUCAACAACACUGAGGCACUUUUCAGCCCGAAACUCAACGCCAUCAUCAGGGAAAGCACGGCUACAGGUAACAACACCUUAGCCAGACCCAAGUCCCUGCUGGUCUGCUCUCCAUCCACAAAGUUACUCUCUCUGGAGGAGGCCCAGGCUCGCACCCAGGCGCAGCUGGGCUCCCCGGCCACCACCCCCUGCCUCAGCCACAGUGACUACAUCGAGGUCGGGGAGGGGCCCGGAGCUCUGCUCGGAAAGUUCCACACAGUCAUCGAGCUCCCCAUGGAGAGCAACAGGCGGCCUCCUGCCAAGGCUAAGAAGUCUCCUGUGGGGAACUGGCUCUCCUUUUUCCACCUGGGCAAGUCCCAUUCUUUGUCUAAACGUAAACUGAAGCGACACCCCAGCGAGCCUAAUGAGAUAAAGAGCAUUGCACUGCCAGGAGGAAGAGGGGACAGUGGCACAUUGCGCUCUACCAAAAGUGAAGAAUCUCUCACCUCUUUGCACAAUGUGGAAGGGGAACCACCAAGUUACCGUCCACUUAGACCUCGUUCGACUAGUGAGGCCUUGUCUGCUGUCAUUAAAGAGGACCUACGCAAUUCCAGAAGUAAAGACGACAACAAAACCCACCCACUGAAUGAGAGUCAUCGUGGUGCUGAUCGUGGCCACACUGCCACGUGUGUUUCACCUCCACAUCAGGAGGACGACCUCGACCUUUGUCCCCCGGCUGCAGGCAUAUCUACUUUGGACUUUGACCCCAUGUCUUUUCAGUGCAGCCCACCCGCAGCCAUCCUGCGACAGCAGCACAACAGAGAUGGAAACAAACUGAGGAAGAGCGCAGGUUGUUCGAGUGAAUUGGAGCCAAUUUCUUCUCCAAACAACAACAUAAGCCGCUCCCAGUCCCCAGAUAUUAGCCCGGUUCUCAGCAAAGGUGGUAAGAAGGUUACCUCCAAGCUUCACUCUCCUAAACUCAGGAAGAAAUCCUUUAAAACACAAGCAGAUGUUCAGACUACAUCUGCCUCUGUGCCACCUUUCCCCUCCUCUUCUCCCCCAGUGGAGAAAUGUGAAGCUCCACCGGCAGAUGGAAAAGAGACAAGAGUCUGCUACCCACACUGCAGCCCACUCAGCACAGCGAGCCAGGCAUCAGCCCUGACCGACCUCAGUCAGUCUGCACAGAACCUGCCUGAUCCAGGAACAGAUAGACUUAUGAGUUCAGUGUCUGUUCUCCCUCCUCACCCUCCCUCGACGAGUGCUGCACGCAAGUUGGCUUUGGCUCUGGCUGAAUCGGCCCAGAAGGCCACCAGUGGCUCCCAAAGACGAAAUAACAUCCCAACGCACCCCCUUCACAGACAGGAAGCUUCUCGCGCCCAGGACAGACCCCCCCGGCCCUCUGUUCUUGACCUCAAAGUGUACCCCCAGGAGUACUGCAGCCCUCAUACCUCCUCUUCUGUCUCCCAGUGGCAAGCAUCGGCGCAUAGCCCUGUGGAGAGCCUCUUCUGCCCUCAUUUCCCACCUUCACACCUCUGCUCGACGCCCGUGCAAGUCGCUGACGGACAGGAAAGCGCGUCUAAUUUCACACCUAAUGUCAGCCCACUUGGGUCGGGGAGUUUGGACGAAGGCAGUGCAGAGAGGAGGGACCGCAGACAGGAAAAAGAGCUCAGAGUUGUCGGACAAGCAGAGCCCAACUAUCAGAGUGUUGGCGUCUCGACACCCACACAGCCUGCGUGCUUGGCUCAGAGCCCGACAACUUCUCCCGUAUAUGUGAACACCGACUCCACCAAUGUCUUCAAUUUCCGUGCUGUUCUUGCUGAGACAUCCAUGCCUGCCUCCAUCGAGGAGGUUAUCCCACGGCCAUUACAGCCCUCCUCAACCCACAACUACAGCCCAGAGGAGGACAGACCGUUGGGCAUGGUUGAGGGUGUCUACAGUAACCAUCAUCCUCAUCCUCAUCAUCAUUGGCCAGUUAAAUCAGGACGAAUGCCUGCACCUAACUGCCCUCGGCCAGAUGCCUUGCCACAUCACCUUUUGGGGCCAAAAAGCCUGUACAGGCAAUCCUCUGAAAGCCGCCACAGCACCUUAGGUCUAAGACAACCGUUGUCACCUCAGUACAGACGUUACCGUAGAGAUGAGCACCUCAUCAGUGACUGCCACAGGCAACAAGACCAGUGGCAGAGGUCAGAGGAUAGGAUAGUUGGGCAUCCAGCCAUCCGUAGGGCUCGCUCCUUCCAUACCCCACAGAUUAGUCACUAUGAGCUGGCGAAGACGGAGGUUCUGCCACCGGACACCAUGUUUUACGUUGAGCAGAAGACCGGCAGAGAAGUGCCCUAUCAGAGGCUGAUUCAGACUGGCAUCCACCCAGUUCGGCUUCAGUUUGACGACACAAGUGCUGAGCCCCGUUACAGCACCUUCUCAGAUAUGAACCCAACAGAUGGUUCCCACUAUUAUAUGGAGCCUUACCGGCAAAGCGGUAUCCGACACAGUAAGUCUUACACCACCCGUAACACACGGGGACAAUCAGAUUACUACAACUACUCUCCACGUCGUGUGCCCCCUGUGAGCAGGGAGCUUUACAUAGAAAGCAGGGACACUGUUGUUUACGAGGCCAGAGAUGCAGAAGUUUUUGAAAGUUUUGUCUAUCAACCGGCCAAGCAGGAGAGUAAAUUCAAACGUAAAACUGAGUGUCCAGCUAUGUGUCCAUAUGAGAGUCCUGUCUCGCCGACGGAUGCAAGAAGCAGAGACAUAAUGCACACAAGGAGCAAGUCAGACCCGGGAAAUGCCUCCCUCCUGUCCACCGAUAGGACAGAAAAAAUUGUCGUUGCUACAUCUCCAACAUCCCUGAGGUCUCAGGCAGACCCUGACGGCAGCAGGCAAAAGUGUGGCCAAAAGUCCAGUGCAGAGCUCGGUCCAUCGAGGCGAAUUCAGAUGAAAGAGAGCUCCUCUCAGCAGCCGCCGCUGCGCAAAGUCCCCUCUCUCCCAGAAAGGGACUGUCCUAAACUCAAGAACACCGAGCACAAAGACAGAAGCCAUUCACGAGUUCAGGACCCGGGUCGAUUAAUGAUGACCAAUGCCGUCAACAACUACUCCGGUAUUGUGAAACCCGGCAUCCUCAGGAGACCCGGACGGUCGCAGAGCACCAGAGAGAAUCGUCACUACUAUCAUUACCACGCCAAAUCCCCUCUGGAUCCAGAACAUCUGGGAUCCUUCUCCUCUCAGCUCAACAGAAGGACUCAGAGCACUAAAGUCAGGCCAACACAGUAUGACCACAUGAAGGAGUAUUACGCAGUUCCCAAACCUAAACCCGCAAGAUCUGGUAAAGCCGUGGCCGGAUAUUUGCCCGGCCAGGGCUGCAUGUCUCCCCGGGGGCACAGACUGCUGUCCAAGGCCCUGGGCCAAGAGGGGUUUUGUCACGCUGCACUGAGAUCGGAGGCCGGAGUCUACGAGGGCUUCUGACCACUGGUUUUUAUCUGAUUCUACAUCGGGGCCAAAGGAGAACAGCACUUUAUCCUCUGCCAGACCAACAAACUGUUGCAUUGAAAUUGGAAAGGUUGUUUAAACCUUCAGGAGCUGCUAAAAAAAAGUGUGCAGUGAAGCUGCCGCUGGGGAUCCAUACUGUCGCCAUCAUUGGUCGCACCAUAUUUUGCAAUGUCCUCUGAAGACACUGAAAGGGAACAAAUUAACCAUAUGCAGAUAGAUUUCGUCUUAAAUGUAGAGAUUUACAUUUAUCAUUGAGAGGGCAUGUUUGAGAAAAAACGAUGGCUUAUAUAUUUUAUUUAAUGUCGAGACAACAAGAGAGACGACAAGCUAAAGUAACAGGUUUUAUCAAUAUGAUUUUAAGGUAUGUGUGUAAAAUAACAUUCAUUUGAAAUGUAUUAUAUUUGUAUAAAUAACACACCGCUAACAUGUGGCCAAUGUAUUGUACAUUUUGUUUUCUAUUCUAGUCUGCUCAGACGUCAACAAGCACUUUUUGAGGAUAACAGUGUAUGAAACACAUUGUCUUAACGUGAUGUACAUGAAGCCUCUUGAUAUACAGUAUAUAUUUUUUUUUUCUGUAGGAAAUGGCUUGCUCUGAAUAAUUGUUGAAUACUAAAUUAGCACUUUUGGGGCGGGGCGAUACGUGGAUGAUAACCUCAUGGUUUCUAACUUUUCACAUUUUUCUUUCACACAUUGUAUAAUGCUAUCCUGGUGACAUAACAAUGAGUACUAUGAUUUUGAAUUUCAAAACUACCAUGGCAAAAUGUGCUUGACAUGGUUGCAAAUCAGCUCAUUCCGUUAGGUGAAAAAGUGUAUUUUGUAUGCCAAUGUGGUUUUGUCACAGAAAUGAACAUUUAUUUCCUCUUUUCAGGGGAACUUUUAACAAUGUGGUGUUUUACAUGAACUUUGAUGUUGUUUUAUUCAUUAAAGUUGCUAUUUCAAAUCCAAACCUCUAGGUGAGGAUAUUCUGUUAAGACAUGUUAUUUUAGUGAGACUCUUGAAAAAAAAAUAAAGAUAUAUUGUCAAUGA
Scophthalmus maximus (turbot) is the source of this 8472-nucleotide messenger RNA. It is a transcript of the gene arhgap32a, whose product is annotated as Rho GTPase activating protein 32a. The transcript is spliced from 22 exons. Gene Ontology annotation, molecular function: protein binding; phosphatidylinositol binding; GTPase activator activity. The record is from RefSeq and is a predicted model, not a curated record. NCBI's taxonomy places the organism in Eukaryota, Metazoa, Chordata, Actinopteri, Pleuronectiformes, Scophthalmidae. Bases 2338 to 7422 code for a protein of 1694 amino acids. Gene Ontology annotation, biological process: small GTPase-mediated signal transduction. Gene Ontology annotation, cellular component: actin cytoskeleton; nucleoplasm; cell cortex.